This is a messenger RNA of Canariomyces notabilis, 1507 nucleotides long. RefSeq names its product phosphopantothenate-cysteine ligase-like protein. Gene Ontology annotation, biological process: coenzyme A biosynthetic process. Gene Ontology annotation, molecular function: phosphopantothenate--cysteine ligase activity. Gene Ontology annotation, cellular component: cytoplasm; nucleus. The transcript is spliced from 7 exons. The record is from RefSeq and is a predicted model, not a curated record. NCBI's taxonomy places the organism in Eukaryota, Fungi, Ascomycota, Sordariomycetes, Sordariales, Chaetomiaceae. Bases 207 to 1385 code for a protein of 392 amino acids.
CCCGAACCCCACCAAAGCUACCACCUGCAUGACACACGCCCGUACUGUACACUACAGCAGUAGCUUCAGUACCUGUUGCGGGGAGCUUCCAACGUGGAAGUUCUCGGCAGCAACGAACUUGGGACCAUGGCCCGAACCCCUUGUCCUGGUCCUCGCUCAUUCAUUGUCCAGUCCCAUAGUUAAUCCCAUCGAGUAGCAUAUUCAUCAUGCUAUCUAGCAUUACGCCCGAGACUCCGCCCGGUAACCUCGCCGCCCUGGCUGAGGACCAUUACUUCGGCGCCAAUCCACCGCCAAAGGACUUAGAGAAGCAUGUUGCUCAGGCUCGCGCCUUUAUCGACUACCACUCGGCUGCCGGCCGCCGACUAGUGCUGGUUACGUCAGGGGGAACAACGGUGCCGCUGGAGAAACAGACCGUGCGGUUCAUCGACAACUUCUCAGCCGGUACUCGUGGAGCUACGAGUGCCGAAUACUUUCUUGAAGCUGGAUAUGCCGUCCUCUUCUUACAUCGCCAAUUCUCUUUGCUUCCAUUCUCGCGCCACUAUAGCCAUGCAACAGACUGCUUCCUCGAUUUUCUCCGGGAGGGGCCUGACGGCAGCGUGGUGGCUCGGGACGAGGAUGCGGCUAAGAUGCUGCACGUGCUGCGCAAGUACCGCGAUGCGCGGGACCGCAACAUGCUUCUCGUCCUACCCUUUGUCAGCAUCUCUGACUAUCUGCAUGAGCUGCGCAGCAUUGCCCGGCUGAUGCGCCCGCUGGGCCCGCGAGGCCUGCUGUAUCUGGCCGCUGCUGUUAGCGACUUCUUCGUCCCCCCCGACCGCAUGUCGGAACACAAGAUCCAAAGUACAAACGCUGUUGACGCUGUCAAGAAGGUGGGUGCCGCUGCAGGCGCCCGCCCGGGAGCUGCCGAGGAAGAGGAGACAUUCGACAAUUUCGAUUCAUCCCCGUCAAUUCCUAGGAGCAAGCGGCUAGUAAUCGAUCUUGACCCUGUGCCCAAGUUUCUGAAGAACCUGGUCGAGGGCUGGUCACCGCAGGGCAUGAUUGUCUCGUUCAAGCUGGAGACGGAUCCCACUAUCCUCGUGCACAAGGCGAGGUACUCUCUCGAUCGGUACCAACACCACCUGGUGAUUGGCAACUUAUUAUCCACGCGCAAGUGGGAAGUUGUCUUCGUCUCACCCGGAAACCCGGACCACUGGAUUCGCGUGCCAUUUCGCAAGGGCUCAACCGAAGACAGCAUCCCAGACACAGUCGCAGCAAAUGACGAACCUCUUGAUCCCAAGAGCCUCCCUGAUGGCGAGCCCGAGGUUGAAAUUGAGAGCCUCAUCAUUCCGGCGGUGCAGGAAUUGCACUCCAAGUACAUCCAUACCUUUGAGGAGAAGGCGCGAGCAUGAGAGGAAACUCAGCGUUGGUUUGGGAUUUUUGUAUUGUUUUCUCUUUUGCAUAGAUUAGAUCAGCACCCCGAUAGCGACCAGAGCCCUGUGGCACUUCAGAAUAUACGUCUUGAUUUUGUCCG